GUGUGUGGGGGGGUGCACGAGGUUGUGGGAUGCAGACGGUAAAGCAACCAUUCUGUCUCGAGCUCUCCCAGCAUCAGCACCACGCGGUUCCACGCGCUCUCUGACUGGUUCCAAAGCGGAGAAGCGUAUCGGUUUCAACACAAGGCAACAGGUUUUUCUCGACCUCUAGGACAUAAGGGCUGAAUUGUCUUUAAAAUAAGAAUAAUUUCAGCGUCGAAAGGGAAGUUGGAAGGUAAUUACUGGUUUGCGAACAAUCCACAGCUGUUGCUGUUUAAUUUGGACAGUCAUGGACGCGCUAAUGAAGGGGUUCUCAAAAGCCAAGGAUGGGGUCGUGGCAGCGGCAGAGAAGACGAAGCAGGGCGUGACUGGGGCGGCUGAGAUGACAAAAGAUGGUGUUAUCUUUGUCGGCAACAAAACAAAAGAUGGAGUCACAACAGUUGCAGGUAAAACAGUGACUGGGGUGUCCCAGGUGGGCGGUGCCAUGGUGACAGGUGUCACAGCAGUGUGCAACAAGACUGUGGAGGGGGCUGGGAAUAUCGCUGCUGCGACCGGAUUGGUCAAGAAAGACCCAGCCAAACAGGAUGAAGAUGCUAUGUCUAAAGACUUGCCCAUCAACGAGUCUCCAGCAGACCCAGAGGGGGAUGAUGCUGCAGAGGGCGAGGUUCCUGUUUGUUCACAGUAAUGUUUUGGGGUUUCAUCCACCAUCAUCACCCAUUAUCACCCAUCAUCCACCAUUAUCACCCAUUAACCACCAUCAUCCAUCAUCAUCCACCAUUAACCACCAUCAUCCAUCAUCAUCCACCAUCAUCCAUCAUCAUCCACCAUCAUCCAUCAUCCACCAUCAUCAUCCAUCAUCAUCCAUCAUCAUCCACCAUCAUCAUCCACCAUCAUCCACCAUCAUCCACCAUCAUCCACCAUCACCCACCAUCACCCAUCACCCAUCAUCACCCAUCAUCUGUGGAGGAUUCUGAUGGCUAUUAGAGUACAGUGCAUUAUCUCACAACGAGCAUUAUCCAGCACUACUGUAACCAUCCAGACUCAACGAGUAAAACAUUCCAUGUCGCACUGCCAAGUCCCCUCGUGCCUCGUUGUGGUCCUCAAUGGAGUCUGUGCUGUGUGUGUGACGAUAUGUGUGUGUGUGUAUAGCCUACGUCAGUGUGUGUGUGAGAGUGUGUAUAUUUGUUUCUGUACAUCAGUGAGUGUGUGUGUGAUGGUGUGUGUACUUCAGUGUGUGUGUGUCCUGGUGUCUCAGUCAGUCAGUCAGUCCUGAGGGCAGUCUAUAUGCCCUUCUGGUCCAGCUGUCACCUUCAGUGAAAAGCUGUUAGUGAAUACUGUAUACAGUAUACUCUGUUCAUAGUGAAUACUGUAUACACCACUCUGUUCAUAGUGAAUACUGUAUACACCACUCUGUUAAUAGUGAAUACUGUAUACACCACUCUGUUAAUAGUGAAUACUGUAUACACCACUCUGUUAAUAGUGAAUACUGUAUACAGUACACUCUGUUCAUAGUGAAUACUGUAUACAGUAUACUCUGUUCAUAGUGAAUACUGUAUACACCACUCUGUUAAUAGUGAAUACUGUAUACACCACUCUGUUAAUAGUGAAUACUGUAUACACCACUCUGUUAAUAGUGAAUACUGUAUACACCACUCUGUUAAUAGUGAAUACUGUAUACAGUACACUCUGUUAAUAGUGAAUACUGUAUACAGUACACUCUGUUAAUAGUGAAUACUGUAUACAGUACACUCUGUUAAUAGUGAAUACUGUAUACAGUACACUCUGUUAAUAGUGAAUACUGUAUACAGUACACUUUGCUAAUAGUGAAUACUGUAUACAGUACACUCUGUUAAUAGUGAAUACUGUAUACAGUACACUCGUUUAAUAGUGAAUACUGUAUACACCACUCUGUUAAUAGAGAAUACUGUAUACACCACUCUGUUAAUAGUGAAUACUGUAUACAGUACACUUUGCUAAUAGUUAAUACUGUAUACAGUACACUGCUAAUAGUGAAUACUGUAUACACCACUCUGUUAAUAGAGAAGACUGUAUACACCACUCUGUUAAUAGUGAAUACUGUAUACACCACUCUGUUAAUAGAGAAUACUGUAUACACCACUCUUUUAAUAGAGAAUACUGUAUACACCACUCUUUUAAUAGUGAAUACUGUAUACACCACUCUGUUAAUAGAGAAUACUGUAUACACCACUCUGUUAAUAGUGAAUACUGUAUACACCACUCUGUUAAUAGUGAAUACUGUAUACACCACUCUGUUAAUAGUGAAUACUGUAUACAGUACACUUUGCUAAUAGUGAAUACUGUAUACACCACUCUGUUAAUAGUGAAUACUGUAUACAGUACACUCUGCUAAUAGUGAAUACUGUAUACACCACUCAUUUAAUAGUGAAUACUGUAUACACCACUCUGUUAAUAGAGAAUACUGUAUACACCACUCUGUUAAUAGAGAAUACUGUAUACACCACUCUGUUAAUAGUGAAUACUGAAUACAGUGCACUCUGCAAAUAGUGAAUACUGUAUAGUGAUCAACCGCUGACAGUCCUGCACAGAUUAUCACUAUAUGUGAAGUGCACUGUAUUACAAUUUAUGAAAAAGCACCUAAGUAGCUACAUAAUGAUAUAACGACUAUAUGAAUUUGAAAUUAAGUAUACCAUACUCUAUUUUUGUGUGUAAAUCUUCACAGUUGUUUGUGGUGGACUACAGUGCUAUAUGAGGUAUUUAUGGAUUCAUAUGCUGUAUUUUGAUGUUCUGUGAACGCUCUAAGAGACUCUGGGUUGAGGUCAGUGAUAAAGAUAAAAUAUUGGGUGGAGUUUGAAACAAACACAAGCAUGGAACCAAACAAUUCAACUAACUGUAACAUGGAGUUUAGUUACAUUUGUUAAAUGUUGAAUAAAGUAUAAAUUAAAAAAAUGAAGAAUA
This is a messenger RNA of Salmo salar (Atlantic salmon), 2934 nucleotides long. RefSeq lists its product as uncharacterized. The record is from RefSeq and is a predicted model, not a curated record. Lineage: Eukaryota; Metazoa; Chordata; Actinopteri; Salmoniformes; Salmonidae. Gene Ontology annotation, molecular function: cuprous ion binding; nucleic acid binding. Gene Ontology annotation, biological process: chemical synaptic transmission; synapse organization; synaptic vesicle endocytosis. Gene Ontology annotation, cellular component: axon terminus; neuronal cell body; cytoplasm.